AUGUUCAGACUUAAGAACUACAAAUUCUUCAGUUCUUUCAAGAGAAGGACUCUCUUCAGAGGAGCCAUUCUGGCUUCUAUUUAUGGAGUCCAUCAGCUUACUAAGAAGAGAGGGUUUGAUUCUCUCGAGGAUGAAAUGAAGCUGAUUUUCCCUUCCAUUUCUCAAGAUAACAAAAGAGUUGAGAUUAACAACUAUUAUCAGCUAGAAUCCUUGGUCAAUAGUGCUUAUAGGAACGAUGUGCUUAUGAAGAUCAGCAAGAUUCAGGACACAACCAGGGAAAACCUUGGCAUUUCGAACACUGUUGAAGAAGAGAAGCCGAAGAGAAGGAGGAGAUUCAAGAAGUAUGACCCUGAUGCAGUUGAGAUUGAUAUUACUGGGUUAUCAGCUAUAAAGAAAAUACACCCUGAAGAUCGUAUCUGUGUUGUAGAAGGAGGUAUACAGGUUAGCGAUCUUAAUGAGGCUCUUAAAGAGCAUGGACUGAUGUUCCCUACGCCUCUUUUUCCUCAUAAGACCAUUAUGGAAGUGAUAAAUGAGAAUAUCCUUCUUUCGGAUUCGUAUAAAAGCGGGGCUGUUAAAAAUCAUAUAGAAGAUAUCAACUUGAUGACUCCUUCUUCAAAGCUAGUGAAGACUGGAAAUCUAACAGGAGACGAUUUCUGUUAUGGAUAUCAUAUCAAAGAUAUCAUAGUUGGUAGUCAUUAUUCGCUUGGAUUUAUCACUGAGUGUACCCUAAAAUUAAGAGAAAUCAGGCCGUAUGGUCUCUUGGUGACAGUUCAGCUAGAUUCAGACAGCGAAAAGGAUUAUCUUAAUCUUUUAAGAAACAUAAGGCAUUACGAUGGAUAUGAAAACAUCAUUGACUCUAUCAGGCUGUAUAAUGGCUCUACAUUUGUAAACCCAGCUGGAAAGGAUAUUGAUGGUAAUAAAAAGCUUAUAGCUUUUUAUUCCUACACCAAUUCUGAGGAAAAGCAAGCAAAAGUAUUACAGGAUUUAGAGAAACUCAUUUCAAAAGAGAUAAGUGGGAGCUACACUCACAACGUCAUUAAAUUUGAUUAUGAUGACUAUAAGUACACUAACCUGACCAAGCCUGAAGAGUGGAGAAGCUAUCAUCUUGACUGUUAUCUUCCUAUUACGAAAGUGCCAGAGAUUCUUGACCUUGACAUGCCAGCAAUUCGAACUAAAUUUGAAAAAGGAAAGCCACAGGAAGUCAUCAGGGAAUCUCAUAAAGCUUUUGAAAAUACAAAAUAUGAGCUUCAUUUGAUUAAUAAUGCAGCUCUUCUGCGUAUUUUCUUAGAUUGUGAUUUUCAUGCUGAUGGAAAGAGCACAGAAGGAAAAGUAGUUGCCCCUAAACAUUUCUCAUCAUCCUGGAUCGAUCGUGUCACUUCAAGUGUGCUCUUCAAAAAGGGAGUAAUUUAUGCAAAGAAAGAAGUUCUAGACGAUGCUGAUCCAAAUCUCGUCACGAGAAUUAUCGGCACAGAAAGCGAGCAAAUCCAAAAGGAAAUCAAACGUAUCUUCGACGACAAGGACCUUCUCGAAAGAAAAAGCCUAUUCGACGCUUCCCACCCAUCCCUCACCCAAAGAAUCAAAGACAUCCAUCCAAUCUACAACUACAUAUUAUCUAAAUUCCUAUAACCC
Moneuplotes crassus is the source of this 1629-nucleotide messenger RNA. NCBI's taxonomy places the organism in Eukaryota, Ciliophora, Spirotrichea, Euplotida, Euplotidae. The record is from the annotation of a GenBank genome assembly.